Lactuca virosa is the source of this 792-nucleotide messenger RNA. Lineage: Eukaryota; Viridiplantae; Streptophyta; Magnoliopsida; Asterales; Asteraceae. The record is from the annotation of a GenBank genome assembly.
AUGCCUGAGCUUUUAAGGUAUGCUAAAUUAGCUAUAGAGAAAGGACUUGCACAGGGUCGUGAUGGAUCUUAUAUAAAAGAACUUUUUGACUAUAUAGUUCCAGCUUUAGUUGAAGCUUUACAUAAGGAGCCUGAUACAGAAACUUGUGCAAAUAUGUUGGAUGCUUUGAAUGAAUGUCUAGAGAUUUAUGGACAAGUUUUAGAUGAAAAUCAAGUGAGAAGCAUUGUUGAUGAAAUAAAACAGGUGAUUACAGCAAGUUCAAGCAGAAAAAAAGAAAGAGCUGAAAGGACAAAUGCUGAAGAUUUUGAUGCAGAAGGAGAGCUUCUUAAAGAACAAAAUGAGCAAGAAGAAGAAGUCUUUGACCAAGUUGGUGAAAUUUUGGGAACUUUGGUGAAAACAUUUAAAGCUUCCUUUUUACCUUUCUUUGAUGAGUUAUCAUCUUAUAUAAUGCCCAUGUGGGGCAAGGAUAAGACAACAGAAGAGAGACAAAUUGCUAUUUGCAUCUUUGAUGACAUGGCAGAGCAGUGUCGCGAAGCGGCUUUAAAAUAUUAUGAUACAUAUAUCCCUUUCCUUCUUGACGCAUGCAAUGAUGAGAAUCCAGAUAUCCGACAGGUUCUUUCAAGGCUAAACUUUGUAAUAAGACACCCAAAUGCCCUCCAGCCUGAUAAUAUAAUGGCAUACGAUAAUGCGGUUUCUGGUUUAGGAAAAGUUUGCAUGGGUGGGGUGGAUUGGAGAUUGCAGUUAAGCUUCUAUCUAAGACUUCAUGCCAAGGACUUGAUGAAUUUAAGCUAG